GUGCCGCGUCGCCUCGCUGGGACAGCGACCGGCUCCCGGUGUUGCCCGGCGGCCGCCCCCGGCCCUGCCCCGGCUCUCGCCGCCACCCGCGGGCGGGGGCGGAGGGCGGGGGGAGGUCCAGGCGCGGAGCCGAGCGCCGCCAGCCCGGCUCGCCCCGCACACGCUCGCACUCGGCGCAGCCCGCCCGGCCGCUCCCGGGGCGCCCGCCCAUGGCUGACAGGAGCCUGAUCGAGGGCGCCGAGCCCCAGCCGCGCCGGGAGGAGGCUCCGGAGUGGGGCUACGAGGAAGGAGUGGAGUGGGGGCUGAUUUUCCCCGAUGCUAACGGGGAGUACCAGUCGCCCAUUAACUUGAACUCAAGAGAAGCUAAAUAUGACCCCUCGCUCCUGGAAGUGCGUUUGUCACCGAACUACGUGGUGUGUCGUGACUGCGAAGUGAUCAACGACGGGCAUUCGAUUCAGAUUGCCCUGAAGUCAAAAUCAGUGUUAAUAGGGGGGCCGUUACCUCGGGGCCAUGAGUUUGAACUACACGAUGUUCGAUUUCACUGGGGGAGAGAAAACCAGCGUGGUUCUGAACACACGGUUAAUUUUAAGGCCUUUCCCAUGGAGCUUCAUCUAAUGCACUGGAACUCCACACUGUACAGCAGCAUUGAUGAGGCAGUAGGGAAGAAGCACGGCAUAGCUAUUAUUGCUUUGUUUGUGCAGAUAGGAAAAGAGCAUGUGGGCCUAAAGGCUGUAACUGAAAUUCUUCAGGAUAUCCAGUACAAGGGAAAGUCCAAAACAAUACCCUGUUUUAAUCCCAACUCUUUAUUGCCAGAUCCUCUUCUGCGUGACUACUGGGUGUAUGAGGGCUCUCUAACCAUUCCACCCUGCAGUGAAGGUGUCACCUGGAUAUUAUUUCGCUAUCCUUUGACUGUGUCCCAAGUGCAGAUAGAGGAAUUUCGAAGACUGAGGACUCAUGUUAAAGGUGCUGAACUUUUAGAGGGCUCUGAUGGAAUCCUAGGAGAUAACUUCAGACCAACUCAGCCACUUAGUGAUAGAGUCAUCAGGGCUGCAUUUCAGUAGCAGAGGAGGAAGAGCAAUGACGAAUCUUCAGUCAGAGAGGGGGAAGACAAUGCUCCCACAGUGCCCGCAGAUGAGAAAUGGAAACUUUUGAGACUGCUGCUUCAGUUGAACCACAAAGCCUGUAUUGUUUGUCUUCAUCUAAUUCAGCCUUGAUAGACAGCUGUGACAGUUGGUCUGUCCACAUGGUCCAGUGAAAUUCUGGGAAUGGGCUGUACAUUAAAAGAAGAAAACAUAUUAAAUCUUCAAUUCACACUGUUAACUAUUUUUAAAUUGUCGUUAUUGUUGCUUUGAUAGCUACUUUGCCAUAGCAUUCAAUAGUCAUCUGUGAUCCAAAUAGUACUGAUUUUAAGCUUGGUAUGAAUGCUAAUAUGUAGAAAUACCUAUUAUUAUUUUGAAUGUUAGAUUUGCUUUUAUUCCAAUCUCUUCUGCUGUCAGUAACCAUAUUUUCUGCAGAGGGAAGAUGCAUUCUACAAAGGUAAUAACAUUGUUUGUUCACAAAGAGUAUUAUACAAAUUCAGAAUUAAUUUUUUGGCAGAAAGGAGCACUUCUCUGCUAAACAUAUGCACUUGACAUGGUUUGUCUGAAUAAAGCUGAAUGACAUUUGCAUUACUAGGAACCUUACUAAAAAGAAGGACAGUUUGGAACUGAGUAAAAUUAAUCAAUAUAACAUUAAA
Molecule: messenger RNA, 1735 nt
Organism: Vidua chalybeata
Lineage: Eukaryota; Metazoa; Chordata; Aves; Passeriformes; Viduidae
Gene: CA8
Product: carbonic anhydrase 8
Exons: 9
Coding region: 210-1061 (283 amino acids)
Molecular function (GO): zinc ion binding; carbonate dehydratase activity
Source: RefSeq, a predicted model, not a curated record